Messenger RNA from Trichoderma asperellum CBS 433.97, 1527 nucleotides. RefSeq lists its product as uncharacterized. NCBI's taxonomy places the organism in Eukaryota, Fungi, Ascomycota, Sordariomycetes, Hypocreales, Hypocreaceae. The record is from RefSeq and is a predicted model, not a curated record.
AUGAUGCCGAUAUUCGAUGUUUCGUACAUAAUGCAGCAACCAAGUCAACCUACUAUGUCUGAAGUGCCUCUCCCAACAACCGUGGAAGGCCCCUCAGGGAGAUCCAGAGAGGAACAGCCAAGCUCCGCGAGAGACCAUUACUAUCAGCUACAGAGGGAUCCUUCUCGAAAGCCAUGGUAUUAUAAGAAGAAAAUGCUCCCAUUUACAAUAUUAAUGGGAGUAAUUUCGGCGUUCAUCAGCUGCAUAGUUGUGGUAGUAAGGUUGACUCGAAAGUCGGCUUUGAUGAUGAAGACGCGCCCGAAGGAAACGAUAAUGCUAACGGCCAUGGCUACAACUCCUAUAAUUAUGACAAGUGUGUUAAAUGUGACGAAUGGUACUUCUUCGUCAUUAACUACAUCCUCAAGAAAACUAUCAUCUACAACUACAACAGCGACUACAGCGUCUCUCUCUCCAAGUCCGUCCCCUAUUUUGUCGUCAUCGAAUCUCGCUUCAGUCUUUGUGGAUGGCGAAAAUAGCAAAGACAGUCUAGAAAUUCUACUCUGGCAAGAUGGGGCGGGAUCCAUUUCUUACUUGAAUGGGGAGUCUCAUCUCAAAAGUCGACAACGUAUUGAGGAUUUACUUGAAGAUGCACCCAAAGCGAAGAAAGGAACUCCCAUGGCUGCCGUGGCGGACGACGCCAGCAUUGCGCAUGUAUUCUAUCUUGAUGAGGAUAAUGCUGUUUCACAUGUCUUUAUGGAGCCAAGAGGUAGCUGGAGACUUGGGGGCAUGUCCACCAGUAGUAGAAAAAGUAUUGCUGCGCAUGAAAAGUCGAUGCUGUCGGCGGCGUUCCACCGAGGUGAACAUGGCACAAAUGCUGUGGUAUUGUCGUAUCAAGAUCCGGACGGCAACUUGCGGCUUGCAAUGUCAGAAGAUGCCAAAAAUGAUCAUGAUUGGUACUCGGUCGAUUUUGGCUCCUUUACGGGGCGUCACAAGAUUGGAGAUUGGGGAGGCGUUGGUCAUGCCAUUGCGGGUGAUUGGCAGAACAAGAGGCAUGACUCCGACGGGUCAUUCAGUGGACUGUUGAUGGCGGUUGAAGAGAGUCAAGAAAUAACACCUUGGGAAUGUUCGGUGGAUUUUCAUGCGUCCUCAAACAAGGAAGUAGAGUGCCAUUUCUUGGACAAAACUUUCCUCGAUUCUGAUGGCAAAGGUAUAUCGCUAUCCUCACGAUUAAGUCAACUAUCGUGGGUCCGUACUGGCCAUGGCGAAAGCAAAGAUCCGGCGCAGACGCUCCCAUAUGAGUUCGCUUUGCUGUAUAUGAAUCUAGGAGGGAGCAUUCAAGAGAAUCGCGUGGGUAUUGGCCUCCCACGGAUUAUAGGGUCCGGAUUUGGUUCGGACAUGAACUUUGAUGGCUUUGCGACAAAUGAUAACAAGACCGUGUAUGCGAAAUCCGGGAGCGAUAUUGUUGUUUUUGGGUUGGAUGCCGAUGGAUGGCAGUGGAAGGUCGAUGGAAUUGUCAACACAGCUAUUUCUAAGACUGGUUCACAUUAG